AUGUUCUCCGCUCUUAUUAAGAAGACUUUGAACUUGGGACGCGUCGCGAAGGAGGAGAGGGGGUCCGAUGUCCGCACCGCAAGGUCGGUCGUCGACGACAAGAAGACCGGCAUGGAGGAGGAGAAGAUCGAAAUCGAGGAGGAGAAGGUCGAGAUCGUAGAGGAGGUGGUAUCGAAGAGCGGGCUGACGGGCCAGGAGAUGCUUGCGAGGUUGGACGAGAUGUCGAUGAUGUUGCGAUUCAUGGCGGCGGACGAGAAGCUGCAUACCGAAAAGGUCGAGGUGGUUGAGGUCGCGGUCGAGGAAGAGGUCUCUGAAGCGCCCGUGGUAGCCAAGGUCGCCAUCAGGCCCGGGAACUCCGACAAGACCCGACGACGACACCGAAAGGACACGACCUACUUCCAGGCGGCAGCGGAUGCGCCUGAGGUCCCUGUCGUUCCCGAGAAGUUCAAGGGGAUGACGACCUACUUCAAAGUAGAUGCCAACGCUCCCCCGGUUCCCGCUAUCCCCGCCAAGUACCUCAAGAAGUCGGUCCCGGUCUCGACCUCGAGGACCGACAUCGCUUUCCCUUCGAUCAAGACCGAGUUCACCGCCGCUCUGACCCCGGUCAAGAAGUCGGCCCCGGUCCUCACCUUCUCUCUCUUUGCCCUUACCGAGGACGAGGAGGAGGAGGAAGACUCGGAGGAGCUCGUCGAAGAAGAGGAAACGGUCACGAUCAAGUACAAGGAGGUGGUCAGGCAUUCACCGGUACAGACCCUCAUCAGGGGUUGGGAGGCGCAGGAGGCGGAGUGGUUGACCGGUUCGUCGGGGGCGACUGGUGGGUCGGGGUCGUUAAUCGCGUCCGUCUACGGUCCGGGCUGGGAGGGUGUCGCGGGUUUCAUAGUUGUACGGGUUUCGUCGUGUUUCGCUUCUGGUCGUGUUCGCCUCGUUCGAUCACCGGCGCUUACCUCUCUAGUUUGCUUAGCGAGCGCCGGCCCUCAAGACCCGACUUGGACUACGACAAGAAGGGGAGUAUCGUCCGGGGCUCUCCCCUGCCCCGAAACUAACGAGUCCGACUUUUCAUGCCUUUCCUCUAUGGCCGGACCGGCGGGGGCCUCCCGUCUUGGCCAACUGACUACUACUAUCGCUUCUCCCCUUCUAUACUGA
Molecule: messenger RNA, 1143 nt
Organism: Filobasidium floriforme
Lineage: Eukaryota; Fungi; Basidiomycota; Tremellomycetes; Filobasidiales; Filobasidiaceae
Exons: 4
Coding region: 1-1143 (380 amino acids)
Source: RefSeq, a predicted model, not a curated record